GAGAUUCAGUGCAUUCAAAUGAAAGCUGUUUAACGAGAACAUAGAACCAGAACAUAAUGGCUGCAGACAUUAAGAUGCUGUUUUGUGUUGGACUUGCUGUUGUACUAACAGGCGUGGGACAGUCGGCCUUUGUUGGGAAGAGCCACAGCGAAGGGAAGGAUGACCCUGUGCUGCAAUACGUGGUGAACAACUCACUGAGGGAGCACCCGGUCCUCACCAAGCUCAAACUGAGAACCCUUGAAGACCCAUGGAGUAUUAUGAUGGUCGCCAGUGAACAAGCCCAGUUUAUGGCAAAUCUCAUUAAACUGAUCAACGCAACUAAAGCCAUUGAAAUAGGGAUGUACACAGGAUACAACACACUGAGCAUGGCGUUGGCCAUGCCGGAGAACGGACAUGUGGUCGCCUGUGAAAUAACAGACACCUUUGUGGACAUUGCUAAACCAUUUUUUAAAGAGGCUGAAGUGGAGAGUAAGAUUGAUGUACGAUAUCAAAUAGCCUUGAAGACUCUGAAUGAACUGAUAGCAGCCGGGGAAGCAGGAACAUAUGACUUUGUGUUCAUCGAUGCUGAUAAAUUGAACUACGACAGAUACUACGAGAAAUCCCUCAAGCUCAUACGACAGGGGGGCAUCAUUGCGAUUGACAACGUGCUGUGGAGCGGGAAGGUGGUGAAUCCUGCCCCUGAAGACCUCACCUCCCAGGCUCUGGAUGCUCUCAAUAAGAAGCUGCAUCACGACCAGAGGAUUGAGCUGAGCAUGCUCACUGUGGGCGACGGACUGACCAUUGCGAUUAAACGCUAAAGUCACUAUAGUUUUUAUAUUAAAUACAAGAGGAAAACUUAA
Messenger RNA from Hippoglossus stenolepis (Pacific halibut), 839 nucleotides. It is a transcript of the gene comtd1a, whose product is annotated as catechol-O-methyltransferase domain containing 1. The record is from RefSeq and is a predicted model, not a curated record. Gene Ontology annotation, molecular function: O-methyltransferase activity; S-adenosylmethionine-dependent methyltransferase activity. Bases 57 to 797 code for a protein of 246 amino acids. NCBI's taxonomy places the organism in Eukaryota, Metazoa, Chordata, Actinopteri, Pleuronectiformes, Pleuronectidae. The transcript is spliced from 7 exons.